GGCAGUAUCAGGUCAGAGCUGGACAGUGAACCAGAAGUAAACAUAAAAUGAGUCUCGGAGUCGCAACGAAAUAGAAAAUAUAUUUUACUUUACGCAAAAAUGGACCGUUUUUCAUGGGCGAAUGGACUCCUGGAGAUAAAUGAAACACUUGUAAUUCAACAACGAGGGGUGAGACUGUAUGAUGGGGAUGAUAAGAGCAAGCUGGAUGUUGGAGUUGCCCUGUUGAGCACCCAUCGUUUAAUCUGGAGGGAUAUCAAAAAUCAUGAAUGCUGCCUAUCCAUGCCACUGUCACAGAUCAUCUUCUUUGAGGAGCAGGCGGCAGGGAUUGGGAAAAGUGCAAAAAUAGUUAUUCACCUUCAUCCACCUUCUGCCAACAAGGAGCCUGGGCCGUACCAACACAGCAAGUACUCCUACAUCAAGCUGUCUUUUAAAGAACAUGGGCAGAUUGAGUUUUACAGGAGACUAACAGAAGAGAUAACUCAGAGGAGAUGGGAGAAUACAUCAGUUUCACAAUCCAUCUCACCAGGUGUUAGCUCUCAGACAGGAAAGACACGUGCAGUGGGGAUCGUUGGCAUUGAGAGAAAGAUAGAGGAGAAGAGGAAAGAAACAGACAAAAACAUUACAGAGGCUUUUGAAGACCUCAGUAAGCUAAUGGUUAAGGCCAAGGAGAUGGUAGAGCUGUCCAAAUCUAUAGCUAACAAGAUUAAAGACAAGCAGGGGGACAUAACAGAAGAUGAGACGAUCCGCUUCAAGUCCUACCUCCUGAGCAUGGGAAUUGCUAACCCUGUCACCAGGGAAACACAUGGCUCCGGCACACAUUACCACAUGCAGCUGGCUAAGCAACUGGGAGACAUGUUACAGGCUCCUUUAGAGGAGCAGGGCGGCAUGAUGGCUCUCACCGAGGUCUACUGUCUGGUUAACCGUGCUCGAGGGAUGGAGCUUCUGUCUCCAGAGGAUUUGCUCAAUGCCUGCAAGAUUUUUGAGUCCUUGAAGUUUCCACUGAGGUUGCGGGUGUUUGACAGUGGUGUGAUGGUGGUCCAGCUGCAGUCCCACAGUGAAGAGGAAAUGAUAGCCUCUGCACUGGACAAUGUGACAGAGAAGGGUUCCCUGACGGCAGAGGAGUUUGCAAAACUCUUGGGUCUGUCUGUUCUACUGUCUAAAGAACGGUUGUUGCUGGCUGAGAAGAUGGGUCACCUGUGUAGAGAUGACUCAGUUGAGGGUUUAAGAUUCUACCCAAAUCUGUUUUGACCUCUUUACCCUCACUUUUGUUGAGAUGUAGAAAAUAAAACAUGAACUUGGCUGCAC
This is a messenger RNA of Cynoglossus semilaevis (tongue sole), 1305 nucleotides long. RefSeq names its product vacuolar protein sorting 36 homolog (gene vps36). Gene Ontology annotation, biological process: protein transport to vacuole involved in ubiquitin-dependent protein catabolic process via the multivesicular body sorting pathway. The coding region runs from base 100 to 1248 and encodes 382 amino acids. NCBI's taxonomy places the organism in Eukaryota, Metazoa, Chordata, Actinopteri, Pleuronectiformes, Cynoglossidae. Gene Ontology annotation, molecular function: ubiquitin binding; phosphatidylinositol-3-phosphate binding. Gene Ontology annotation, cellular component: ESCRT II complex; late endosome membrane. The transcript is spliced from 14 exons. The record is from RefSeq and is a predicted model, not a curated record.